AGUCGUCUUACACGCGAGUCGUCUUCCUCGCAGAGUCGCAGCCAAUUUGCAGACUCGCAAAAUUUCUUCCGGUUCAGAAGCGUCCGGAUCUGGCGCGCCUUGCUCCGCCUCCUCACGCCAGCCUCGGGCGAUUUCCUGCCACCUCGCUCCGACGCGCGCGAAGGCAUGCCUUUGAAAACUGGUAAACUGUAGAUCAGUCUACCAUUUAGCAGAUUAGGUGGUGAAACUUUAUGGAAAACAUAGGCUGGUCUGCAAAAAGAUUUGUCAAGUCUGUCAUUAACAAUAUGGCUGAAAUGUCAUCAUUUAUCUGAAGUUGGACCACAGGACCUUAUUCUCGACACAGGUUUAAGACAUCAGCUCAAAGCAGAGGAUAAUUCUGAGAUAAAAGUUGCAUUCCCAAUCGAAGAUGGCUUCUGAGGACAAAGAUCUUGUGGAAAUCUUAGAGGAGCAUAACAAAAUUGACAUUGCCAAAUAUAUCAAUUAUGUGAGUGCCCCACAGGCAGGUGCUAUUGCAACAUUUUCUGGAACCACACGCGACACCUUUGAAGGCAAAACAGUCUUGGAGCUUAGAUAUGAAGCAUAUGUGCCCAUGGCACUACGGUGCAUGAAAUCCAUUUGUUCAUCUGCUAGAUCAUCCUGGAAUCUCCUCGCCAUUGCAGUCGCCCACUGCCUCGGCCCAGUUCCAGUUGGUGAAACAAGUGUUUUCAUUGCAGUCUCAGCCGUUCAUCGGGCUGAUGCGUUGGAUGCUUGUAAAUUUGUGAUUGAUGAGAUAAAGGCAUCAGUUCCAAUAUGGAAGAAGGAGGUUUACAGUAAUGGAGAGGUUUGGAAGGAGAAUACAGAGUUCCUGGAGCGAAGGCUGGAUCUUGGGAAAAAAGAUGAGAUAUGGAAUGAAAAAGAAAUUGAAGUUGAAGUUGAGAGGCAUACUAGGAAGAGCUGUUGUGGGGCCAAGGUAAAGGUCAUUGAGGAAGGAGAUGAAAAAUGAAGCAGAGCAAAGCUUCUAUUUAUUUAUUUAUGUUUAGGAAAGAUUUUCUAUGUCAUAAUGAAAUGUAACUCUUUAAAAACUAAUAAUCUUCUUUUUAUAUAAUAAGAAUAGGAACCUGGAGGUAAAUUUGGCAAUUCA
This is a messenger RNA of Prunus avium (sweet cherry), 1120 nucleotides long. RefSeq names its product molybdopterin biosynthesis MoaE family protein. Gene Ontology annotation, cellular component: cytosol; molybdopterin synthase complex. Lineage: Eukaryota; Viridiplantae; Streptophyta; Magnoliopsida; Rosales; Rosaceae. Gene Ontology annotation, molecular function: molybdopterin synthase activity. The record is from RefSeq and is a predicted model, not a curated record. Gene Ontology annotation, biological process: Mo-molybdopterin cofactor biosynthetic process.